AUGGUUAGCGUGCCUGAGCUGGAAGAGUACGUGGCCAAGGUCCUGGGAUUCACAAAGUCCUCGGCCUUCAGCCUAUCCUCGUUCGUGGGAGGACUGGGAUUCGGAACCGGUCUGUCGCUGGUAUUCACAAAAACUGUGAGAACGGUGUUCAUAUUAACGUCAGGAGGACUGCUGCUAGUUAUGGUGCUUAACAGACACGGCUACUUGGAUGUCGAUUUUUCCAAGAUGAUAGAGUACGCUACCGCCAAGGUCGCGGAAUGGAUGGAAUCUGCCCUGAAGGCGAUGAAUCUGCAGACUGGGGACAAGCUGGGAUUCCUCAAGGCUCUGAACACCUCGUUCACGGACUCGCAGCUGUCCUCUGCGACCUUCGGCCUCUUGACUGGGUUCACAAUUGGAUUAGUACUCUUGUAG
Theileria orientalis strain Shintoku is the source of this 411-nucleotide messenger RNA. RefSeq lists its product as hypothetical. The transcript is spliced from 2 exons. The record is from RefSeq and is a predicted model, not a curated record. Lineage: Eukaryota; Apicomplexa; Aconoidasida; Piroplasmida; Theileriidae. The coding region runs from base 1 to 411 and encodes 136 amino acids.